AUGACACCGAUCUCAGAUAGUGGUGGACCUUUCAACGCAGCUUCCGCACCUAUGGAGACUGCUCAUUCAUCGACUGAGAAUUCAGCAGAGUCUUUGUUAACUGCUAAUGACCAGUCAUCUCCAAUAUGCAACGUUUCGCCGGUAGAUGUGGUAGUGGCUAUUUUCGAUUACAAUAGAAAGGGGAAAAAUGAAUUGAACUUACAACAGGGUGAUACCAUUUACGUUAUUGGUAAGAAUGAGUCUGGUUGGUGGGACGGGCUGUCUAUUGAGGCCAAUGGCAAAGUUCACAGGGGCUGGUUCCCUCAAAACUACUGUAGAAGUUCGCACAGUCAAAUACCCUUCAAGACCAAACGAAGAGCAUCUCAGCUCCGGGCAAGUCUCUCUUCACAAACUUCAAGACGCGGUAGCUUGCAGUACCAGCAACCAUCCUCACAAAUGGCAGCUCAGCAUAGGAAGAUGAGUUUGACAGCGACGAGUCCUACAAGACAUAGCUUCCCAACGCAUCUGCAUAGUCAAGAACAAGCUUUGCAGCAACAUCAGCACCAUCGUUCACAUUCUCAUUCCCAGUCGCCUACGGCGCCAUCUUUCGGAUCUAUCUCCUCAGGAGGCACUGACACACAUACUUAUACAAGAGCUAGUUUGGGAAGUGCGAACUCCCGAGAUAUAUCACAAUCAGCCAGGAAUCAUGCAGAAAGUCGAUCUGCGGCCAGUUCCGGGCACUCAUCGGGUGUUGCAUCGAGAAUGGGCUCAAGAUCUAUGUCUAGUGUCAAAGUCGGUAAGAAUAAAGUUAAUUCUCAACAACGACAAAACCCAAUUAAUAAGAGCGAGGGUCAAAAACUGAACAUUUUAUCUAUGGAAGAGAUUGAGAUGAUCUUCAGCAGCAUUCACACAGAUGAUCCCCCUGUUUGGUCGAUAAUCCCAACGACUAAUAUGGAUAAAGUCCUUUACUACAACAAACAUUUUGAUAUUUAUUGCCAACAGCUGCCCCUAAUGUCUACCCCCCUUUUGGAUAAAAAUAGCAGUUUGACAUCAGAUGAUCAAGAGGUAGACCUGAAUCCUCGAAACUCAGAAAGCUCUUCCAAACAUAACGACAAGCCAUUCAAGCUGGUGUCGUACUCGAACAAAACGACUAGCACUCCUUCAAAAGCAUCGUCAUUGUCCUCUGCAUCUAAUAAUUUUCAAUCACCGCUAGUGAACGCAGAGCGUCGAAACAGCUCUUCAUCGACAACUAAUUCACCUUGCUUCAGAGUCGCCUCUGAAGCGUCUGGACAACAAACUCAACAGACUUUACCCACGAGAAACCCUCCUCAGAAGCAUCAUUCUGCACCGAAUGUCUCUACACCUCCUAGUAGCUAUCAGAGCAAAAAGAAUCAGCCACCUUGUUUGCAGCUACCCGAGCACAAUCAUGAAAAACCGCAGGCAAUUUUGGCACGACCAGACCUCUUUUAUCAGCACACUAUGGACAUAAAACUAUGGCCUGAAUUAAGUGAAUCUACUCUCUAUUACGCCAAAAGUACAUAUGAAAUGUUGGCCAAAAACAACCCACAUGAAUUCGAAAAACUCUUUGAAAUGACGUCAACCUACUGCACUUACACACAGAUUGCUUGCCGGCUUUCGUACCCAAUAAUCAAAGAAAAUCGCCGUCUUAAGAAAGUAAAAGCACUUUUGAAGAGGAUCAUUAAUUCGCUGUCGAAAAUCAGUAUUAACUCCAACAUUUACUUUUCAUUUUCCCAAAGGUGUUUGUCGACCUUGAACAGUACGCCAAGGGCCUCGGAAGUCUCGACAACGGCCAUUGAAAAUGACGAUGACACUGAUGUUCCUCAUGUUCCUAAUACGGUGGACAGCGAGACUUUAGUUGACGGUGCAAAGAACAGUCAAUUCUAUUUGAGCCCUCAACCUUUCCAAAGCGAACGGAAUCAUUCGUUCAAUUAUCCAUCUCAACGUAGCAAUUCGGCUACGACAGCAAGGACUUCAGUGCCCAGUAUCAAAGAUGGCACCGAAAACGACCUAGCCUCCGGCGCUCUGAUGAAAAACCUUUACGAAGAGUUGGAUAAGGAGUUUUCUCAACUUAUAAAGACUCUCCAGCUGUUGUAUCAUGUAUUGCAAACGUCACUGAUUUCGAACAGCUAUAUUCCGCAACUAUUCCCAAGAUUCUUCCGUGGAACUUUCAACGGUGGUUCAUGGAAUAAUCCCUUCAGCCAGUUUGACGGUCAUUUCAACGAUGUUAGCGAAAUGGGGGACGGCUUUACAACCAACGGUAGCUCAGUGUGCGGAUUGCCGCCGAAGAUUGCCGAGGCGAUUGCCAAGGCCUCAGGAUGUAACACAUUGAACUACGUUGAUUUCAACUCAGAGAUUGUUACAGCCAACCAUGACCAGCAAUCGAACGAGAAAAGUCUGCCUUGUUCUGGUUUCAACAGGCCUUCUCACCAUCGCACAUUUUCGAGAUCGAGAGUAUCGAGGAGGAAACAGUACUUACUGAAUGAAAACACAGUAAGUAUGAUGAAGAAGAGAUAUUUUUCGAUUUGUGAGAAAAUAGACAAUUGUGAGCUUGCCGACGAAGCUCUCCGGAACUCAACUUUUCCAAGUGCUCGAAAGCGACAGUUGGAGGUGACUUCUCAAACUUAUGAAGAGGUAAGCUCCUGCAUACUGCUCGAGGUUCUGGAAAACCUAGAUCUGACUAUAUUUGUCAAUCUGAGAACCCUGAUUGCCACUAAGAAGAAUCUCGACGCAGAAAGCGAAGAGUUCUUAAGGCAUGCUAUAUCAUCAAUUUCCAGUCUGCUGACAGAGUUUUUUGAUAUGAAGCAAGCAUUUCACGAUACAGUGAUCAAAUUAAUCAUGUGUGCCCAGCAAGUGACACUGAAUGAUCCUUACGUGUUUUGCUCCAUGAAGCCAAACACUGCGGUGGGCCAUUACGAGCCAGGCAUGACUCCAUCUCAAUCCCAGUUUAACAAAACUGAUAAAUUGAUUGGCGAAAUAUACAAAUCUCUCGUUACGCAAGACGUUGAAUUUAACAACAUGGAUUUUUUGAAGACUUCAGACGAGUUCACCCAAGCGUGUGCUAAAUACACCGAAAUUGCGUGUCUUUCAUGUACGAUUGUGGAGCAACUGUCUGAAGAAAAGGAAAACCUUCUAAAUUACGCUGCUAGAAUGAUGAAAAAUGAUUUAACAACGGAACUUCUCAAAGGGGAAAGGGGUAAAUGGUUUCAAGAAUACGAUGUAUUUGAUUCUGAUGAAGAUGAAUCUCAGAUGGGAACCCAGGCAACCGAUGAGGGAUUCCAAAGCGAUGAUAAUAGAACUGCUGUAAGUGCGGACAAGGAUACUCCUUGGUUUUUAACAUCCAAGUUUGAGAAAACCUUGAUUUACGAUCAACGAGGAAGAGUAAGGGGAGGAACUAAAGAGGCCCUAAUUGAGCACCUCACAAGUCAUGAAGUGAUAGAUGCUUGGUUUAACGUGACGAUGUUGUUAACGUUCAGGAGUAUGUUCACUACGAGGGAGUUCUUGUAUGCGUUGGUAUAUCGUUAUAACCUCUGCCCGCCCGAAGGUUUGAGUUACGAUGAAUAUAAUCUAUGGAUCGAAAAGAAACUGAAUCCUAUCAAAAAUCGAGUCGUCAGCAUAAUGAAAUCAUUCUUCUCGCAGUACUGGACUUCGGCCUACUUUGAAGCAGGAAUUUCAGCCACAUUGAACUUUGCUCAUAUUGCUGUGAAUGAAAAAGUGGCCGGUGCUCAAGAACUUUAUGAUGAGAUCAAAGAGAAUCUGGCAACAAAAGGAAAGAUGGGAAGCGCUUACAUGGAUUUCGGCUCUUUUGAAAGUCCAAGUGAUUCGGCGGACUCUGGCAGGAGCGGGUCUCCAGCUUUGAUUUCCAAAUCAUCCUCGGCAAGUUUCCUGAAAUUGAGAAAGUAUAAACUGCUGGAUAUCGAUCCAAGAACUUACGCCGCACAGCUAACCAUCAUGGAACACGCCUAUUACUUGCGGAUUCCUGUGUUUGAAUGUCUCGAUCGGGCGUGGAGUUCAAAGUAUUGCGACAUGGGCGGUUCACCCAAUAUCACCAAAUUUAUCGCCAGUGCCAACAGUCUGACCAACUACGUCUCCCAUGCCAUCGUUCAACAAACAGAAGUAAAAAUGCGUGCCUUAUUGAUCCAGUAUUUUAUCACAGUUGCACAGGGUUGUCGCGAGCUCAACAACUUUUCGUCGAUGACGGCUAUUGUCUCUGCCCUCUGCUCUUCUCCAAUUUUUAGAUUGAAGAAGACUUGGCCUCUGGUGAGCAAAAAGUCUACUGAUAUAUUGAAGGAACUGAAUGUUUUAAUGGACUCCGCUAAGAACUUCAUCCACUAUAGAGAAUUGCUGAGGUCUGUGAAAGACGUCGCAUGUGUUCCAUUUUUUGGUGUAUACUUAUCCGAUUUGACAUUUACGUUUGGAGGUAACCCAGAAUAUCUACACAACUCUACAGACAUCAUCAACUUCAGCAAACGGGGUAGGAUUGUAGACAUUGUCGAAGAAAUUAUGAGCUUCAAGAAGAUUCAUUACAAACUUAAGAGAUUCGAUGAUAUUCAGACAAUAAUCGAAGGUUCUCUAGAAAACGUCCCCCACAUCGAGAAGCAAUACGAGCUGUCUCUACUGAUUGAACCAAGAAGCGAUGGCGCGAGUCGCUCCACCGGAAAUGACCCUUUGAGAGGGUUCAAGUCGAGUGCUAUUCCAGAGGACAGAAGUGGCAGAUUUUUCAAAUCCAACAAGAAACAAUCAUCUAGGUUAUUUUCAAAACCUAAUGACUAA
This is a messenger RNA of Torulaspora delbrueckii, 4770 nucleotides long. It is a transcript of the gene CDC25, whose product is annotated as Ras family guanine nucleotide exchange factor CDC25. Gene Ontology annotation, biological process: positive regulation of GTPase activity; Ras protein signal transduction. Bases 1 to 4770 code for a protein of 1589 amino acids. The record is from RefSeq and is a predicted model, not a curated record. NCBI's taxonomy places the organism in Eukaryota, Fungi, Ascomycota, Saccharomycetes, Saccharomycetales, Saccharomycetaceae. Gene Ontology annotation, molecular function: guanyl-nucleotide exchange factor activity; protein binding. The transcript has a single exon. Gene Ontology annotation, cellular component: plasma membrane.